Messenger RNA from Colius striatus (speckled mousebird), 948 nucleotides. It is a transcript of the gene SCAMP5, whose product is annotated as secretory carrier membrane protein 5. Gene Ontology annotation, biological process: protein transport. Gene Ontology annotation, cellular component: recycling endosome membrane; trans-Golgi network membrane. The coding region runs from base 161 to 871 and encodes 236 amino acids. The transcript has 8 exons. NCBI's taxonomy places the organism in Eukaryota, Metazoa, Chordata, Aves, Coliiformes, Coliidae. The record is from RefSeq and is a predicted model, not a curated record.
GCCGCUGCGACAGGAGCAAGGCCGGGCGGGUGGCCGGCCGCCGCCACCCGCCGCGGGACGGGACGGGUCACGCCACUCCGCACCACGCGGAUUAGAUAAAGCUCCCAGAUAUUUUUCCCCUACUUUUCCCACGGAACAGCGAGGCUGAGUGUGUGCCACCAUGGCAGAGAAAGUGAACAACUUCCCUCCCCUGCCGAAGUUCAUCCCCUUGAAGCCAUGUUUCUACCAGGACUUUGACGCAGAGAUCCCGCCGCAGCACCGCACCAUGGCCAAGCGGCUUUACUACCUCUGGAUGUUGAACAGCAUCACCUUGGCGGUGAAUCUCGUUGGCUGCCUCGCAUGGCUGAUUGGAGGCGGUGGAGCUGUUAAUUUUGGACUGGCAAUUCUCUGGCUCAUUCUCUUUACACCCUGCUCCUAUGUCUGCUGGUUUAGACCUAUUUACAAAGCUUUCAAGACAGACAGUUCCUUCAGCUUCAUGGCCUUCUUCUUCACUUUCAUGGCCCAGCUGGUGAUCAGCAUCAUCCAGGCGGUGGGAAUCCCUGGCUGGGGUGUCUGUGGCUGGAUUGCAGCAAUUUCCUUCUUCGGGACCAACGUGGGGUCGGCCGUGGUGAUGCUGAUCCCCACCAUCUUGUUCACGGGAAUGGCAGUGUUUUCAUUCAUCGCUCUCACUAUGGUGCAUAAGUUUUACCGAGGGAGUGGCGGGAGCUUCAGCAAAGCGCAGGAGGAGUGGACCACAGGGGCAUGGAAGAACCCUCACGUGCAGCAGGCAGCACAGAGCGCAGCCAUGGGGGCGGCACAGGGGGCCAUGAUGCAGCAUGACACGCAGUACUCAGCCACCCCGAACUACACCUACUCCAACGAGAUAGUUUGAUGGGAGCAUGGAACCCUUCUCCUCACCAGAGCCAGGGGCUCCUGCAGAGGAGAGCUCAUCUGGGCUGCAGAAAAAAC